Messenger RNA from Dissoconium aciculare CBS 342.82, 2211 nucleotides. RefSeq lists its product as uncharacterized. The transcript has 5 exons. NCBI's taxonomy places the organism in Eukaryota, Fungi, Ascomycota, Dothideomycetes, Mycosphaerellales, Dissoconiaceae. The record is from RefSeq and is a predicted model, not a curated record. The coding region runs from base 1 to 2211 and encodes 736 amino acids.
AUGGCACAACAACACAUGGCUGCCAUGGGUGGCCCUGUUGGCGGUGGUCCCAUGGGUCUGCCCAUUCCUGCAAAUCCAAUCACACAGAGCAUGACGCCAGAACUGGUCAUGCGCAAACUCAAUACCGCCAUUUACGAAUACAUGAUAUGCAAUGAGAAAUACGACAUCGCUCGGUCGAUACUGAAAUCGAUGCCCGUGGAGACCACUGAUGGCGGUAUGAAGCAAUCCCCGAAAACUCACCCCAAUGGCAUCGACCCGACGAUGGAUUUGGACAGUAAGGAGACCAUCAACAUGAAGAACCGGCCCGAUGACCUCCCGGCGCCAGCAUCAUUGUUUCCCUCAUCAGAGGACCACCCAUUUCUACAAGACUGGUGGUGCAUGUUCUGGGACCUCUGGAAGGGUCAACGCAGCGCUGGAAAAGCCAACACCCUCACGUACAUCGGCGCUCAACGUCAGGCGCAAAAGGCCCGUCAGAGCAUGAUGGGCUUGGAUCCGAACGCGGUUCAGAACGGCAUGCGCGUUGCACAAAUGAAUGGCAACAUUCCCGAUCACCUUCGUGUGCAAGCCAUGCAAAGAGGAAUGCAACCUGGCAAGAUGCCACCGCGCGGGCCUCCCAACGGCAUGGUCAAUCCUGCUAUUGGUAAUCCGAUGCAGGCAAAUGCCAUGGAACGUCAGGGUUCCGCCAUCAACAUGAAUGAUGCGCGCAACUCUGGUUCCCCGAACAAUGGGGACAACGCGCCAUCUCCCAAGCGCUUGCGCACUGAGGGCAGCAUGUCACAGUUGAAUCAAGCACGACCCGGACAGCAACCAAACAAUCAGUCCCUUGAAGCCUAUUCCCAAGCCCUCAGACAAAAAAUGCAGGGUUCAUUGAACGAUCCUAAUUCUGACGCGAGCUUAAAGGGCAUCUCUCCAAAUCCCGCCAUGAUGAAUGGUCGGCCACUCGGUGCCCCGCAGAACGGCAUGAAUGGCGGCGUGAACGGUCCAGAGUACUAUGCCGCAGAUCGAAUGCCUGGUGGAGCUGCUGGAGCUCCCAUGGAUGGCAGCCAGCAGGCGGUCACGCAGACCGGCAAUCACGCGUUACAAGAUUACCAAAUGCAACUCAUGCUCCUAGAGCAGCAGAACAAAAAGCGGCUAUUACUCGCGCGCCAGGAACAAGAUCACACCGGAAACCAGCAUCCUUUGACCAUGCAUGGUCUCGGUGGUGGAGCAAUGCUCGAUCCCUCACUGAACAAUCCUGCCAUGCGUAAUGCUAUGGCAGCUAGUGCCGCCGCCAAUGGCCGUGCCCCUCCAGGUAUGCUUGAAGCGCAAAUGCAGAUGUUGCGCGCAAACCCAGGUCCAGCCGGUUUCCCGCCUGGACAGCAGCCUGGCAGACUUCCGCCAGGGCAACAGCAACAGAUGAUGCACGCGCAGGCUCAAGCCCAAGCCCAAGCGCAGGCGCAGGCGCAGGCGCAGGCGCAGGCUCAGCAGCAAGCCCAGCAGCAACAGCAACAACAACAGCAGCAGCCGCAGCAACCACAGCAACCAGCGCAACAAACCAACCAACCUCCGAACAUGACACCCCGACAAGGCAAUAUGCCCCCACCUCCUGCUCCACCUGGCACCGCUGCGGGUACUGGCAAUCCUAGCAGUCCUGCUCAACCACCUGCUCCACCCACCCCUGCACAGGGCAAGGGCGGUAAAAACAAUAAGAAGGAUGCGAAGAAUGCAAAGGCUUCUGGCAACAAAAAGGGCGCCAAUGCAGCUGCUCUCAAUGACUCUGCCGAUGCACCACCCACCCCCACACCGCCACCAUCCGCAACACCGAACGCUUCAGGGCCAUUCAACCAUAAGAACGGCCCGAUGUCGAACGGUCAAAACUCGACUCCAACCCCCAUGCAGAAUCCUAACGGUGUCCCUCCGAACAUGCAAGGCCAGCAACACUCUCAACAGCCCGGCCAGAACCCGAACCAGGACAUGUCCGGAAUGUCAUUCGACCUCACGAAUGGUCCCAACGGCGGUCAGAUGCCUCAGAACGGACCCGGUGGUCCUCCCGGCGCCGACCAAUUCGGCCUCGGCGGCAACAUGGACUUUGCCGAGCUUUCCACCGGCGAUGUUCUGGACACAUUCGACUUCGACUCGUUCUUGCAUGGCUCGAAUGACCCGACGAAUGAUUUCUUCGAUGCCAACAUGGCUUUUGGUGACGUCGCACCCAUGGAAGCGGACAUGUCUUAG